AUGAGUGCUACUAAUCUGUCACACGUGUGCGGCAUUUUAUUGGGCAACGAAGUGGAAAGCUCUUCCCUUGCCCAUAUAUAUAAUGCCUCCCAAGCAUCCCUCUUCCCACCCCAUCCCAAAUCCCUCCAACCAAAGCAAAUGGCUCUUCUCCUUUCCUCUCUUACCAAUAAAGCCUCUCCAUUUCCUAACUUCUUCUCCAUUCUCUCUUCCUUAUUUACGUAUCUCUUGUUAUGUUCCCUCCUUUUCUCUUCCUCUUUUGUCUUUGCCAGUGUCAAUACCAGUAAGGCCUUGUCAACCCAAAACCAAUGCAUUGAAGAUCAUUUCUCUGCUUUGCUCCACCUCAAACAGGGCUUUAACUUCUCCGCUGAGUACACCAUGACUACAUUGUCCUCUUGGAAUCCUGAUAACAGGGAUUACUGUUCUUGGGAAGGCAUCAUGUGUGAUGGUGCCACUGAUCACGUGACCAGGCUCGACCUCAGCGAGCUCAAUAUCUUCGGUCGGAUUGAUUUUGUAAGCCUCUUUUGUCUUCAGAGCCUGCAGAGGCUUAACCUCGCUUCCAAUUACUUUGAUCCCUCUCCAAUUCCUUCUGGGUUUGAACAUCUCACCAGUUUGACCCAUCUCAACCUCUCUUCUUUGCAAUUUUAUGGCCAAAUCCCACUGGAAAUCUCCCGCUUGACCACUUUGCUGUCCCUCGAUCUAUCUUACAAUGAGUAUACCAAUGGUUCGUAUGUCGAAUACCUGAAACUCGAAAACCCGAACAUUGGAGCAUUCGUCCAAAAUUUGUGGAGUCUAAGAGAACUCCAUCUCGAUUCAGUAAACAUCUCAGCGCGGGGUAGUGAGUGGGGACUGGCGUUAUCCUCAGCACUCCCUCAUCUCCACAAGUUGAGCUUGAGGUAUUGUGGUCUAUCAGGCCCCAUCCAUCCUUCCCUUUCCAAGCUCCAUUUCCUAUCUGAACUCCACCUCAGUGGAAACAAUCUCUCUUCAGCCAUACCGAAGAGUAUUUUCCGGCUGCCAAACCUACAAACCCUGGAUGUAUCUUACAAUUCACUUCUCAGUGGAUCAUUGCCAUCAUCUCUUGCCAGCCUCAGGAACCUCGUGCAUUUGGAUCUUUCAUCCAAUGGUUUCAGCGGUCCAAUCCCAUCAUCAUUGUUUUCACUCCCAUCACUACGAGAGCUUCAUCUCCAAUGUAACCAAUUUAGUGGUCAGCUUGGGGAAUUCCAAAAUGCAUCCUCAUCACUACUAGAGAUCAUCCACUUGAAUGAAAACAAGUUCCAGGGGCCUAUUCCAAGGUCAGUCUUUCAACUCACCAAGCUUACAGAGCUCUUUCUUAACUCCAAUAGUUUCAAUGGCACAAUCCCUUCUUUUUAUGGAAAUGCACUUCAUAAUUGUAUAAAACUUGACUUUUCCAACAAUUCACUCAGUGGGACCAUUCCAUCAUCAUUCUUUUCACUCCCAUCAUUAGAAGAGCUUUAUCUCCCAGAUAACCAAUUUAGUGGUCAACUUGAUGAGUUCCACAAUGCCUCCUCUUUGCGAUGGAUCAUUUUGUGUAACAACAACUUGGAGGGGCCUAUUCCAAUGUCCAUCUUUCAACUCCCAAAGCUUGAAGUCCUCCUGCUUACAUCAAACAAUUUCAGUGGUGACAUGGACCUUGGCUUAUUCCUAAACCUUAAGAACCUCUGGAGCCUAAGUCUUUCAGAUAACACCUUCUCAGUCCAUGAUGGCGGAAGCAAUUCAACCUCUGCAUCCUUCCCUCAUAUUAAAUAUUUGUAUUUAAAAUCUUGCAACAUUAGCAAAUUUCCAGGCAUCUUGAGAAACCAAGAGAGGCUAUGUGCUUUAGACCUUUCCGAUAACAGAAUCAAUGGUGAAAUACCCAACUGGAUAUGGAAGGUUGGAAAUGGCAGUUUGUCUUAUUUGAAUCUUUCUCGGAAUGCUCUGGAAGGAUUAGAGCAACCGUUUCCUCAUAUUUCUUUAAGUUCAUUGAAAUAUAUUGACCUGAGCUUUAACAAGCUAAAAGGAUCAAUUCCAAUUCCUCCUCUCUCUUCCAUUUUCUUUUCACUUUCAAGCAAUUAUUUUAGCGGAGAAGUUCCCUCACUUAUUUGCAAUUGCACUUGCUUACAAGUCCUCGAUUUGUCUCGUAACCACUUCAAUGGCUCUAUUCCAUCAUGUUUGGGUGAAAUAAGUGAUGUCCUCACUGUGUUGAAUCUUGGAGGAAAUGCAUUUAAUGGCACCUUACUUCAAAUAUUCAAAGAGUGGUGUACUCUAGAGACACUUGAUCUCAAUGGAAAUCAGUUGGAAGGGCAGGUGCCAAGUACUUUGGCCCGGUGCAAGAAGCUAGAAGUGUUAAACCUUGGAAACAAUCACAUACAUGAUACCUUCCCAUUUUGGUUGGAAAAUUUGUCUCAACUGCGCAUUCUCAUCUUAGGAUCCAACAAAUUUCACGGCACCAUUGGACAACCCUUAUCAAAUCACUCCUUUCUACUGUUGCAAAUCUUUGACAUCUCUUGCAAUAACUUCACAGGUAACUUGUCAUCAAAUAUGUUCGGGAGUUGGAAGGCAAUGAUGGAGGAGUCUAAAUCCCAAUCUCAAUUCAUUAGCAAAACAUUUGAUGAAGGGUACUAUCAAGAUAAAGUGACUAUAGUGAGCAAGAGAAUGGAAAUGGAACUGGUAAAGAUCCUUACCGCCUUCACGGUAAUAGAUGUCUCAAAUAACCAAUUUCAUGGAAAUAUUCCAGAAUCAGUUGGGAAUUUAAAAUCAUUGCUUGUGCUCAAUAUGUCCUACAACCGUCUCAUAGGCCAAAUUCCUGCAUUAUUGGAGAACAUGAAGGAACUUGAGUCAUUAGAUCUUUCACAUAAUAGUUUGUCUGGUGAGAUCCCUUUACAGCUAACAAAGCUAACGUUCCUCGAGGUGUUGGACCUCUCGCAAAACUUCCUCAUAGGAAGCAUACCGCAAGGUCAACAAUUUAGUACAUUCACAAAUGAAUCAUUUCUAGGGAACUUGGGAUUAUGUGGCCCUCCAUUGUCAAAGAAAUGCAACUACAUCGAGGCUUCAACACCACUAGCACAUUCAGAAAAUAAAUACAUCUGGGAAUCAGUGUGGAUUGGGUUUGCAGUUGGAUACGGAGUGGGAAUGGGAAUUCUUUUUUGGACUCUAGCACUUUGGACAAAUGGAAUGAGGAAAUUCACUAUAUUCAGUGAUAGAGUGCUUCUGUUGAUUUUUCCAUGUGAGACAUUUAUUUUAAUGCAUCAAUACUAA
Molecule: messenger RNA, 3252 nt
Organism: Magnolia sinica
Lineage: Eukaryota; Viridiplantae; Streptophyta; Magnoliopsida; Magnoliales; Magnoliaceae
Product: receptor-like protein 35
Exons: 1
Coding region: 1-3252 (1083 amino acids)
Molecular function (GO): protein binding
Source: RefSeq, a predicted model, not a curated record